Salvelinus namaycush (lake trout) is the source of this 2818-nucleotide messenger RNA. Its product is annotated as glutaryl-CoA dehydrogenase, mitochondrial-like. Gene Ontology annotation, biological process: fatty acid beta-oxidation using acyl-CoA dehydrogenase; fatty-acyl-CoA biosynthetic process. NCBI's taxonomy places the organism in Eukaryota, Metazoa, Chordata, Actinopteri, Salmoniformes, Salmonidae. Gene Ontology annotation, molecular function: glutaryl-CoA dehydrogenase activity; fatty-acyl-CoA binding; flavin adenine dinucleotide binding. The coding region runs from base 134 to 1459 and encodes 441 amino acids. The record is from RefSeq and is a predicted model, not a curated record. Gene Ontology annotation, cellular component: mitochondrial inner membrane. The transcript has 12 exons.
ACCUAACCAUUCCUGACCUACUUUACGCAGGUGCCCGUGUUGACGUCCUCUACCUUGUCAAUUUGGAAAGGACUACGGAGGCCUGGGUCACGGAUCUCCAGCACGGUAAAUUACAGAAAUCUAGCUACCCAUCAUGGCACUGAGAAGCGCUGUGUGCCGUCUGCUGGUCAACCCCCAGAGAUGUGCCAUCAUUUCAGCAUCAAGAUCACAGGGAUCAGCAGCGCCUGCACAAAAGGAUGCAGAGAAAGCUAGUGAGAAGAAGGCUAAAGCACCCAAGGUUCAGUUUAACUGGCGGGAUGGCCUGGAGCUGGAGGGUCAGCUGACUGAAGACGAGAUCAUGAUCCGAGACUCGUUCCGUGAUUACUGUCAGGACAAACUCAUGCCCCGCAUUCUGAUGGCCAACAGAAACGAAGUGUUCCAUCGAGACAUUGUGUCAGAGAUGGGGGAGCUGGGUGUCCUGGGCCCAACCAUUAAAGGCUAUGGCUGUGCUGGGACGAGUUAUGUGGCCUACGGUUUGAUCGCGAGGGAAGUGGAGAGGGUGGACAGCGGCUACCGCUCUGUCAUGAGUGUGCAGUCCUCCUUGGUCAUGCACCCUAUCUACGCGUACGGUACCGAAGAGCAGAAGGAGAAGUGGCUGCCCAGGCUGGCUCGUGGAGAGAUCCUGGGCUGUUUUGGGUUGACUGAGCCCAACCACGGCAGUGACCCCGGUGGCAUGGAGACCCGGGCUAAGUUCAACCCCUCCAGCCGCACCUUCACUCUCACUGGCUCCAAGACCUGGAUCACCAACUCCCCUGUGGCGGACAUCGCUGUGGUCUGGGCCAAGUGUGACGAUGGGAAGGUGCGUGGCUUCAUCCUGGAGCGCGGUAUGAAGGGCUUCACCACACCCAAGAUCGAGGGCAAGUUUUCCCUGAGGGCGUCUGCCACUGGCAUGAUCAUCAUGGACGAGGUGGAGGUUCCUGAGGAGAACCUGCUGCCCAAAGUCUCUGGCCUGGGGGGUCCCUUUGGUUGCCUGAACAAUGCCCGGUAUGGCAUCGCCUGGGGUUCACUAGGUGCUGCAGAGUUCUGCUUCCACGCAGCUCGUCAGUACACACUAGACAGAAUCCAGUUUGGAGUACCCCUGGCCAGAAACCAGCUGAUGCAGAAAAAGAUGGCCGACAUGUUGACAGAAAUCACCAUUGGCCUGCAGGCCUGUCUACAGCUGGGGAGACUCAUCGACGCCAAAAAGGCAGCCCCUGAGAUGAUCUCUAUGCUAAAGAGGAACAGCUGUGGGAAGUCCCUGGACAUCGCCCGGCAGGCCAGAGACAUGCUGGGAGGAAACGGCAUCUCUGACGAGUACCACAUCAUCCGCCAUGUUAUGAACCUGGAGGCCGUCAACACAUACGAAGGUACCCAUGACAUCCAUGCCCUGAUUCUGGGCAGAGCCAUCACUGGACUGCAGUCUUUCACUGUUAAUAACUAACUGCCUGCUGCUAGUGCUCAAACAGACCACUAUCAGAAACCUCAAGUCAAUAUGUUCCUUAAACAAAGGACAAGUAGUUCUACACUGCUUUGAUGGCUUGUCUUCUACAGUAACGCUAAUGUUUCCUUUCUCUUGAGUUUGUAGAAUAUGGGCUGGUUUUCUGGACAAAGAUUAAGCUUGGUCCUGGACUAAAAAGCAUGCUCAAUGGAGAAUUUAGAUUGAAAUAGCUUUUUAGAACAGGACUAGGCUUAGUCUAUGUCUGGGAAACCAGUCCUAAAUCUUUAUUUUAUGCGAAAGACCAGGUCGGGUUUUAAAGGCAAGUCUAUCAUCGAUCUCAUGGACAAUUCACGAGUGUAAUUAUUUCAAUUUGAAAAACAAAGCUAUUUUUCUACUCUGUCAUAAAACCCUAGUACUUACUGGUUAGUUUGGACAAUUUCUGACUACAAUGUUUUUGUAAUAGUUUCUAUACGGUGGAAGGUAAGAUGGUUCAGAAUGAAUCGCUUGUUUCCUCACAACAUUUGUAGUAAAUGGUUGUUGGACAAACAUUUUAAAAUGAGGUCAAGAUCCAUACGUAUGUCCUGAGUUUUUAGAACUGUGAUGGUACUAAUGACCAGUUAUUGGUAAUUGAAUGCAAAAUAAAUGAUACUGCAUUUACUGUUAGUUUUUUAAAAAUAAGUUAAAUCAAUUGAAGUUAAAUUAAAACAGUUUAAAUAAUCAUGCCAUUGCUUUUUUGUAAUUGAAUAGUUGUAUUUGUGACUUACCAUUUAGGUAGAUCAGAGAGAUUUGUAUUUUGGGGUACAGGACAAUGAAUGCUGUUUGCACUUUAUUAAGUUUGCUCCUCAGAACUCAACAGAUCUAAAUGUUAUGCAUGGUUUGAAUUGCAAUGUCAAAGGUUAAUUCAAGCUUUUCACAAAUAACUCUUAUUGCAGUACUUUAAUGGCCAUUGCAAUUUCCUUUUGCUGGUAAAGUAAUAGCGUUGUAGUAAUGCUCACUAUCUAAUGCUAAAUUAGUCUCUUGUUUAUAAAUGAAUUGUCAUCAACAGGUGGUCCAUUUAAUCCAGAGUGGUUGGGGGAUUUUUGGAUUACUCAUCCUUCAUUUCGUGGUAGUGUUUUGAAUGUUCCUAUUUUAAGUAACAUGGAGUGUUUUAUAAAGUGAAUCAAAAAAGAUGGGGGGGGGGGUUAUUCAUGAAAAGUGUAUUUUUUUAUCCCUUUGAUAUAGAAAUUGUGCACCACUAUUGAAUUUUAAAAGCCUGUUACAUUAAAUGAAGUGCCCUUUAAUAUAGAUCACAUGGAGUAUUCAAUAAAUCAGAUUUCUAUUAUGAAUAAAGACUCGCUAAAUUGCCUAAAUUCAGCACUUUGA